AUGACAUUCCCGUAUAACCAUGUCUUGCUCAUUGGAGCCACGUCUGGGAUCGGUAGAGCAAUAGCCGAUCGUCUGAUACAGGCUGAAAUCAAAGUGACUGCAGUCGGAAGACGAAAGGACCGCCUCGAUGAGUUCGUUGGGAAACAUGGCAAAGAAAAAGCCAAUUCAAUGGUCUACGACGUCAGCGUCAUUGACAGGAUUCCUCGAUUUGCGGCAGAUGCGACUGCUCAACAUCCGGACAUAGACUGUGUCUUCCUGAAUCAUGGCACACAGCGCAAAUACAAGUUGACCAAUCCCAAAGAUGGAGAUCUCGUGGAUUUCAGAGCAGAAAUGGAUGUCAAUUUUACCAGCUAUGUGGCUCUGACUCAGGCAUUUACUCCUUUCUUGUUGUCCAAAUCUGGUUCAGCGAGCUUUAUAUUGUCAGUGCACAACCUCGGCGUCAACCGUUUCAUUGAGAUAUUGAUCUUUUUUGACAGCACGACAUCCCUUCUAGCUCUUGUGCCAGCGCCAAGGAUCCCUGCGUACUCAGCGGCCAAAGCUGCAUUGAACGCUUUUAUAUACUGCUUGCGCGACCAGCUGAGGGAAUCGAAUGUUGGAGUGAUCGAGCUGGCUCCACCACUUGUGUCGACUGAGCUACACGAUUACAUGGGUAUUGAGAAAGGAAGAAGCAUGGGAAUGCCGGCCGAGCAGUAUGCCGAGUACGCUAUUCAAGCCCUCCAAAGAGGAAGCGACGAGGUUCUCGGUGGCAGUGUUCAACCGAUAGAUAAUUUUCAGGAAUUGGUUGAUAAGCGACGGAAGCUAUUCAAUGAGUUCGCUCCUAUGCUUCGUGAUGUGGAAUAA
This is a messenger RNA of Penicillium bovifimosum, 840 nucleotides long. Its product is annotated as Glucose/ribitol dehydrogenase. Lineage: Eukaryota; Fungi; Ascomycota; Eurotiomycetes; Eurotiales; Aspergillaceae. Bases 1 to 840 code for a protein of 279 amino acids. The record is from RefSeq and is a predicted model, not a curated record. The transcript is spliced from 3 exons. Gene Ontology annotation, molecular function: oxidoreductase activity.